AUGGCGGACGAGAAGGAUUGUGAGGGUGCGAGUAGUCUUGAGAACUCUAGAAGCCGAGUUGGUGGGGUGGAUUCGAGGUAUUUAGCAACUUUACAGCCACAAGACAGAAAGCGCUUUCAAGAAAAGUUGAAAUAUGUAGUGGAUGGGGAAUUAUUAGAAAUACAAAAUCCCUACGAGUCAUGGAAUGCGCCGUCGUGGAGUGAUAAGCCCACCGCGUGGCCUGAAAUAGAAUUUGGUGAUCUGUGGACUUACCUCGUUGAAAAGCCAGGACCUUUUACAGAAGCAAAAAUAAAAGCUUACAAAAGUCUGGAAGCCCAUGAAUAG
Porites lobata is the source of this 324-nucleotide messenger RNA. The record is from the annotation of a GenBank genome assembly. Lineage: Eukaryota; Metazoa; Cnidaria; Anthozoa; Scleractinia; Poritidae.